Panicum virgatum (switchgrass) is the source of this 1247-nucleotide messenger RNA. RefSeq lists its product as uncharacterized. The record is from RefSeq and is a predicted model, not a curated record. The coding region runs from base 344 to 913 and encodes 189 amino acids. The transcript has 2 exons. Lineage: Eukaryota; Viridiplantae; Streptophyta; Magnoliopsida; Poales; Poaceae.
GCACGCGCUCAGUGCUUGUGCGCUAGCGAGUGAUCGAGAUCGGCAUGGUCUCCAGGUCAGGUCAGUUCGGUUAAUAUAGGCGGGCCAGCCGCGCGCGAGCCUUGCCUUGCCGUGGCGUGCGUGCAAAACGCUCCAUUCCGAGGUCGAGACCAACCCGGCACCGAUCCUCGUACCCGCAACGACACCCCUCUCUCUCUCUCUCUCUCUCUCUCUCUCUCUCUCUCUCUCUCUCUCUCUCUCUCUCUCUCUCUCUCUCUCUCUCUCUCUCUCUCUCUCUCUCUCAACAAGCUCCGUUCCUCUCUGCCCUCCCGUCUCGGGUUCAGGUACGUAGCGUCGUCCGUUCAUGGCACAGGGGUCUUGUUCUUGUAGCUGGUUCGUUCCUCCUGCAUGCAGCAUGCAUCCAAUACAAGAAAUAAAAAGCACAGCGCAGUGGCUGAUCUUCAAAUUAAGCCGAGAGGCGGAAGUCGAUCUGCGCAUGGAUCGGCGGCCGGAGCGCAAGGCGAAGCGCGCGAGGGAGGAGGAGGAUGAGCAGGGCGGCGCGGCGCCGGCGGACUUCCCGUUCGAGGAGGCGGCGGGGGCGGACGACGCAGGGGAGGCGUCGCGGCGGCCGCCGGGGGUGUUCCAGUUCCCGUGGCAGAAGUGCCGCGGCGGGCUCGGCGUGACCCCCGCCGCGGGCGCGGGCGCCGGCGGAGCGGGAUGGGAGCUGCGGGACGUCUUCUUCCGCUCCCUCGUGGACGGCGGCGCCGCGGCCAUCGGCGUGCCGGGGGACCGCCUCGUGUCGCCGCCGCCCAGCAAGCAAGCGCUCCUCGAGGACGUCGACGCCUGGCUCGCCGCGGCCGCCGACGGCGAGGUGGACCCGGUCUGGCGCUCCGCGCUCAUGUCCCGCCGCGGGCCGGCCUCGUCGGCCGCGUGAGCCUGGGUGGACGGACACGGACGCCGAGGACCCCCAGUCCCCACCGCGCACGCGCCCGGGAUGAGGCCCGCGUGGCAUUGAUUGCACCGCGGCGCCCCAUCAUCAGCCGCGUGACGCUGACGUGGAGCGAGGCACCGGUGUGGGGACCACGGGUGGUGAUGAUUAGGAUUCUCGUGGAAGAUCAGGAACGUGUACAAAACCAUGGCCAUAUGGUGAUUCUUCUCUUGCCAAUGUCCCUUCGGUCCUUGUAUAGUUCAUUCAAAACUUGUUUUUGAUAAAAAGAAACAUUGAAACAUUUCAAUUUUUGUUUAUCCGAUCCAGAUUUUUAGUUCAA